This is a messenger RNA of Dromaius novaehollandiae (emu), 741 nucleotides long. RefSeq names its product protein maestro-like. Gene Ontology annotation, cellular component: cytoplasm. The coding region runs from base 1 to 741 and encodes 246 amino acids. The transcript has 6 exons. The record is from RefSeq and is a predicted model, not a curated record. NCBI's taxonomy places the organism in Eukaryota, Metazoa, Chordata, Aves, Casuariiformes, Dromaiidae.
AUGCGCCCGGGGAAAGGGCUGCUGGGAGCUUCCUGCGCACUUGGGAGCUCUGCUGAGGUGCAGAGCGGUGUCUGCGUGGGAGCGGGAGAAGAGCUCGUCCCACAGCGCCUGCUGCAGAGCCUCUUCCCCUGGCUGGAUUCGCCCUCUGCCAACCUGCGGCUCACGGCCACAGCUUUCUUUGCCGAGCUGAUGAAGGACAAGCUAGUGGAGGAGAGGAAGCUGCUGAAGCCGCUCCUAGAGGCCUUGGGGGAGAGAGCGCGCGACCCCGUCAGCACCGUGCGGCAGAUGGCCGUGAGAGGUCUGGGCAACGCGGCCAGCGGAGCACCCGCGAAGCUGCGGAGGCACGGGGCGGCCGUGGUGUCGGUGCUGCUCAGAGGCCUGGAGGACGCGGCCAGCACAGAGGUGGCUGCCGAGAGCCUGCUGGUGCUGGCGAAGGUGCUGGGGCUGCUGGAGGCGAGGGCCGUGGGCUCUGCCUUUGAAGAGAUCUCCAGGGCCAGCCGGGCGUUCUGGGGGGCGGAGGAAGAGGUGCUGCGCCGCUCGGCCUUCGUCCUCUAUGGCGCCCUGGCCUCCUCCGCCUCUCGGAGGAGGUCAUUUUUCAGCAGAGAGGUGGAGGUGGCAUUUCCCAGCCUGGUGCUGCACCUCGGGGACCCGGCCCCGGCCGUCUGCAACGCCUUGGCUGGUGCUGCCGCGACAGCAAGGUUCCUCGCUCAGCUCUGGGGCAGGCGCGCAGCAUCCCCGUGA